Messenger RNA from Hypanus sabinus (Atlantic stingray), 10813 nucleotides. RefSeq names its product endoplasmic reticulum aminopeptidase 1-like. The transcript has 4 exons. NCBI's taxonomy places the organism in Eukaryota, Metazoa, Chordata, Chondrichthyes, Myliobatiformes, Dasyatidae. The coding region runs from base 670 to 1386 and encodes 238 amino acids. The record is from RefSeq and is a predicted model, not a curated record. Gene Ontology annotation, cellular component: cytoplasm. Gene Ontology annotation, molecular function: metalloaminopeptidase activity; zinc ion binding; peptide binding. Gene Ontology annotation, biological process: peptide catabolic process; proteolysis.
AAGCCAAUCAGCAUCCAGUGAGCACACUUCUGUGGGUGAAAACGCCCUGUUAGUAAGAGGUCAGAGGGCAGGCUCAAGCUGACAGUCAGGCAAAUAACCACCCAGUGGUGUGCAGAAGAGCAAUGGUUACUUUAUAAGGUAUAGGAGGUGGCCACAGAGUGUAUUUACUAGGUAUUUAGCUGUAACUCUGCAUUACCAGAAAGAGUGAAAGGAGAGAAAGAAACAAGUUUAUUUUGGCCUAAUUUCAUGACCUUUUAAGUAUUUUCCAGUUUUGUUAAUUUAUCCUUUCGAGUUGGGGAGGCUGUAAACUUUCCAUUGAUGAACAAACUAAGCGUUUAUAUUUUCCUGUACUGCUGUAAAUCAAUUUAAAAUAUUUUAUAUUAUUUUAUCAACUGACUUUAAAAAAGGGAAAUCUUUGAACGUAGGCCUAAAGGUUGGAAGCUUUUUAUUUUCACUUUCACUUCUGCGGGGAAUCAAUCGACAGAGGCCUCUUAUUUGGGAGACGCGAAGUCGGCAGAACAUAUUGCUCGGUUAAAAAGGACAUUGCUACUUUCCGGAUGUGUGAAGCCACUGAGUGACCAAUACGACAUAGCACUGCGUGAAAAGAAAAACAGUGAACUUCCUUUGAAAGACUUUGGAGGUGACAGUACCACAGUAACUGUCAUCUAAAUGGCAACUGCCAAGUACCUACAAUUAAUAGGACUUAUCACAAUUAUAGUCCUUUCAGUUGCGGACGGCGUAAAACAUGAUCAGAAUAGUGGGGAGGAGCCAAGUUAUCCCUUCAGAUCAGAUGGGCAGAGAUUCCCCUGGAACAAAAUGAGAUUACCUGACACCAUUUUGCCAGUACAUUAUGAGCUGCUUCUCCACCCAAAUCUGACCACGCUGAACUUUUCUGCAUCUGUCAGGAUUGAAGUUUCCAUUGGAAUGGAUACCAAUUCUAUCAUCUUGCAUAGCAAACAGCUCGACAUCAUCAAGGCAACCAUUGCUCUGUUGAGAGAGGGUGGAUCAACUGAACCAGAAAGCAACCUGCGUCUUUUGGAAUAUCCAUCAUAUGAUCAAAUUGCCCUUCUGUCUGAUGGACUCUUAUACUCCGGAAAUACGUACCUGAUAAAUAUUGACUACAUUGGCAAUCUUUCGGAUAGCUACCAUGGUUUUUACAAGGGCAGCUAUAAAACACAAGAUGGUGAAUUAAGAGUGUUGGCUUCUACUCAGUUUGAACCUACUGCAGCACACAUGGCUUUUCCGUGCUUUGAUGAGCCUGCCUUCAAAGCCAAAUUUACAAUCAAAAUACAACGGGAAUCCAGACACAUCACUCUCUCCAACAUGCCCAUUAUUAUCUGGUCAAAGGAGCGUCCCUCUUUCCACACUGUGAAAUCUACAAACUGACGUGGGGCUCACCCAAUGGACGAGCAAGAAGCAGAUUGACCAUUUGAUGAUCAAUGGUACACGGAAAUGAUCCUUGCAGGAUGUAAAGUUGAAGAGAGGGUCUGCUACGGGAAUUGACACCACCUUGUUGUAGCAGUGACUGAACUCAUGCUGAGCAGUGCUGGGACCAGAGCACAUGUACAAAGACAUUUUGAUGUUGAGAAGCUGAAGGGUACCAGUGUGAGAUCUGCCCUCCCCAUGCAGCUGACGAACAGAUUGCUCGCAAGACCUUGAUGUGGAUGUGUCAGUAGACAAGAUCAACACAAUGUGGAAACGAAUUGCCUCGGGCUUCAAGAGCAGAAAAGUCUGCCUAAGAUACAGGGCUGGAAAGAAGAAUAAAGAGUGGAUACAGCAGGAAACAUGGACAGCCAUAGGAAAAGGACAGAAAAUUAAAAGUAAGUGUUAGGUGCAGAGUAAACACGAGUUAAGGUGAAACUUCUAGCAUAUACUGAAACCAACAAGAAAGUGAAGAGACUUGUAAGAAAUGAUAAGAAAGUCUACUUGAAAGAGCUUGCAGAGGAGGCUGAAGCAGCAGCCAAUUCAGGCAAUCAGGGAAAUAUAUACAAGAUUUCAAAACUGGUAUGCGGAAAGUUCCAAGACCAGAUCCAGUGCUCUCAUGAGAGACAAUAAUGAUCUUAUUUUGACAACUGAGAAAGAGCAAAAAGCAUGAUGGGCAGAAUAUUUCAGGGAAUUACAGAAUAGACCACCACCAGGUGAAGAACCUGACAUUCAAGGGGCUGCAGAGGACCUUGAUAUCAACUCAGAUCCACCCAAGAAGAGAUUGUUACUGUGAUUACAUCAUUUAAAAAAAACAACAAAUCUCCAAGAAAUAAAUUGAAUGCCAAACUGUUCAAAGCCGAACCAAAAGUUGCAGCAGCAAUCCUGCAAUCUCCGUUUACAAUAAUCUGGGAACAGGAACGGUAACUUCAAGUGCCAGGUUUUAGAUGUUUCAGAAAGGUCAGGGAGGGAGGCAAAAGAGGUGGGGGUGUGGCACUGUUGAUCAGAGAAUGUGUCACGACUGCAGAAAAGGUGAAGGCCAUGGAGGAUUGUCUAUGGAGUCUCUGUGGGUGGAGGUUAGGAACAGGAAGUGGGUCAAUAACUCUACUGGGUGUUUUUUAAUAACACGCCCAGUAGUAACAGGGAUAUCGAGGAGCAGGUAAGGAAACAGAUUCUGGAAGGGUGUAAUAAUAACAGAGUUGUCAUGAUGGGAGAUUUUAAUUUCCCAAAUAUCAAUUGCAAGAUAUUUACCCCUAGAGCAAGAGGUUUAGUUGGGGUGGAGUUUGUUGGGUGUGUUCAGGAAUGUUCCUUGUGUACAAUAUGUACUGUACAUAUUGUACAUAAGCCUACAAGAGGACACAACGUACUCUAUUUGGUAUUGGGAAAUUAACCUCAUCAGGUGUCAAAUCUCUCAGUGGGAAAGCAUUUUAAAAAUAGUGAUCAUACUUCCUUCUCCUUUACAAUAGCAUUGGAGAGAGACAGCUACAGACAAGUUAGAAAUGUGUUUAAUUGGAGUAAGGGAAAUUAACAUAGAAUAGUACAGCACACUACAGGCCCUUCGGCCCACAAUGUUGUGCUGACCCUUAAACCCUGCCUCCCAUAUAACCACCCUCCUUAAAUUCCUCCAUAUACCUGUCUAGUAGUCUCUUAAAUUUCACUAGUGUAUCAGCCUCCACCACUAACUUAGGCAGUGCAUUCCACACACCAACCACUCUCUGAGUGAAAAACCUUUCUCUAAUAUCCCCCUUGAACUUCCCUCCCCUUAACUUAAAGCCAUGUCCUCUUGUACUGAGCAGUGGUGCCCUGGGGAAGAGGUGCUGGCUGUCCAUUCUAUCUAUUCCUCUUAAUAAUAAUAUUCCUCUAACAUAUCUCCUCUCAUCAUCCUCCUCUCCAAAGAGUGAAGCCCUAGCUCCCUUAAUCUCUGAUCAUAAUGAAUACUCUCUAAACCAGGCAACAUCCUAGGAAAUCUCCUCUGUAUCCUUUCCAAUGCUAGUGAGGCAACCAGAACUGGACACAGUACUCCAAGUGUGGCCUAACCAGAGUUUUAUAGAGCUGCAUCAUUACCUCAAAACUCUUAAACUCUAUCCCUUGACUUACAAAAGCUAACACCCCAAAAUCUUUCUUAACUACCUUCUCUACCUGUGAGGUAACUUUCAGUGAUCUGUGGACAUGUACCCCCAGAUCCCUCUGCUCCUCCACACUACCAAGUAUCCUGCCAUUUACUUUGUACACUGCCUUGGAGUUUGUCCUUCCAAAGUGUACCACCUCACACUCUCCAGGUUGAACUCCAUCUUCCAGUUAUGAGUCUAUCAGACAGGAAAUUGGAGGCUUAAAUUGGAAACAGAUGUUCUCAGGGAAAAGUAUGGAAGAAAUGUGGCAAAUAUUCAGGGGAUAUUUGUGUGGACUUCUGUAUAGGUACGUUCCAAUGAUUGAAUAUUUUGAGGAUAAACUAAACACAUUGAUGAAGGAAGAGCAGUAGAGGUAGUGUAUAUGGAUUUCAGCAAGGCAUGUGAUAAGGUACCCCAUGCAAGGCUUAUUGAGAAAGUAAGGAAGCGUGGGAUCCAAGGGGACAUUCCGUUGUGAAUCCACAACUGGCUUGCUCACAGAAGGGAAACAGUGUUUGUAGACAGGUCAUAUUCUGAAUGGAGGUCUGUCACCAGUGGUGUGCCUCAGGGAUCUGUUCUGGGACCCUUACUCUUUGUGAUUUUUAUAAAUGACCUGGAUGAGGAGGUGGAAGGAUGGGUUAGGAAGUUUGACACAAAGGUUGGAGGUGUUGUAGAUUGUGUGGAGGGCGGUCAGAGGUUACGGCAGGACUCUGAUAGGAUGCAAAACUGGGCUGAGAAGUGGCAGAUGGAGUUUAACCCAGAUAAGUUUGAAGUGGUUCAUUUUGGUAGGUCAAAUAUGAUGGCAGAAUAUAGUAUUAAUGGUAAGACUCUUGGCAGUGUGGAGGAACAGAGGGAUCUUGGGAUCCAAGUCCACCAGACACUCAAAGCAGCUGCGCAGGUUGACUUUGUGGUUAAGAAGGCAUACAGUGUAUUGGCCUUCAUCAAUCGUGGAAUUGAAUUCAGGAGCUGAGAGGUCAUGUAGCAGUUAUAUAGGACCCUGGUCAGACCCCAAUUGGAGUACUGUGCUCAGUUCUGAUCGUCUCACUACAGGAAGGAUGUAGAAGCCAUAGAAAGUGUGCAGAGGAGAUUUACAGGGAUGUUGCCUGGAUUGGGGAGCAUGCCUUAUGAGAAUAGGUUGAGUGAACUCGGUCUUUUCUCCUUGAAGCGACAGAGGAUGAGAGGUGACCUGAUAGAGGUGUAUAAGAUGAUGAGAGGCAUUGAUUGUGUGGAUAGUCAGAGGCUUUUUCCCAAGGCUGAACUAGUUGCCACAAGAGGACACAGGUUUAAUGUGCUGGGGAGUAGGUACAGAGGAAAUGUCACGGGGUAAGUUUAUUUUUUACUCAGAGAGUGGUGAGUGCAUGGAAUGUGCUGCUGGCAACAGUGGUGGAGGCAGAUAUGAAAGGGUCUUUUAAGAGACUUCUAGGUAGGUACAUGGAGCCUAUUAAAAUAAAGGACUAAAGGUAAGCCUAGUAAUUUCUAAAGUAGAGGCAUGUUUAGCACAACUUUGUGUGCUAAAGGGCCUGUAUUGUGCUGGAGGUUUUCUAUGUUAACAGGAGCAAGUACCCAAGAACUAGACAAAGAGUUAUUGUUAAGAUCCCCAAGAAAAUAACAUUGAUUGCAACAACUGAUGUGGCAUCACACUUUUGUCCGAAGCCAGCAAGUUUUCCCUCAAAAUCACUGUCCAACAGAUUACAAAUGCUGUCAAUGUGUGUUUGAGGAACGAGCAAACUGGCUUCAGGGAGAUCAGAGGCUGUGUUGACCAGAUUUUCACACUGCGUAACAUCCUAGAACAGUGCACAGUGACAGAAACAACUGUUACAUGGAUUUCAUGAACUUUGAAAAGGCUUUUGACAGCAUCCAUAGGGAGAGCUUCUAGCAAAUUCUCAGAUCAUAUAGGAUCACUUCCAGCAGAGUCCAGCUUAUAGAGAGUUUCUAUGCUAAAUUCACCUGCACAGAUGAGGACUGCAAUUUGAACUUGGAAGUCAAGACAGGAAUCAGGCAAGGCUGUGUUAUGUCAGUGAUAUUGUUUAACCUGAUAAUUGAUCGGAUUAUAACACAAACAAUGAAAGACAAGUGGAGAGGCAUUAGGUGGACUCCAUUCUCUACUUUACAAGACAUUGACUUUGUGGAUAACCUCACAUUACUAUCACAUAUGCACCAGCACAUACAGAGAAAACUAAGCCCUGUGCACCUUUGGUGGAGAAGUUGGGACUCAGUCAGCCAGAAAAAGGCUGAGACCAUGAUCUUCAAUGUAGACUCUCCUCCUUCCUUCAUGGCAUAUAACAUCGACUUAACCAGCACUGGCAAAUUCACCUAUCUCGGCAGCAUCAUUCAGCAGUGCAGACUCAACAAAGCAAGAAACAUCUUCAGAUCAAUGAGCAACAUAUGGGGAUCAACCAAGCAUAGCGUCCAAACCAAGGUGAAGCUGUACCAGAGCUGUCCAUAUUCUGGUACUGGUCAGAAUGCUGGCACAUGGCAGAGAACAACCUUUGCCAAACUGUCACAAUUCACACCUUGAGUUCCUGGAAGAUCCUUCAUAGUUUCUGGCCAGGAAAGAUCUCCAACCACACCUUAAUCCUUCAGUGCCAUCAGGUAGACAUGGCCAGAGUCAUCACAAGGAAACUUUAGAGAUGGAUUGGGCACAUGAUAAGAGAGGCCAACACCAUCAUCAAGACCACACUUCACUGGAUCCGUGAAGGACAGAGAAAAUGCAGGAGACCAAAGACAACUUGGCACUAUAUUAUAGAGGCAGAUAUGAGGAAUGUGAACCAGACCUGCAGCCCAAUAGAGAAGAUAGCCUAAGGACAGACAGAGGGACAACCAUAACCACCAGUGGCGCAAUGUGAGUAAGUAUUUUGUUGUUACAAAUCACAAUUACAGUUCAUACAAGAGUAACAAGUUUUUCUAAAUCUGAUUGUGUUAUUGGCUUACCUUUUCUCCCCUUCAUGUUUCAUAACUACUUUUAUAGAAACCACCUAACCCAUCUGAUAGAUUAGCAGUAUAACAAAUGUUAACGAUGUAUGUCUCUCCUCUACUCAGAGGCUCAGCAUUCUUUAGAGCUAUUUGCUCAAAAGGCAGGUAUUCUAAAAUGUUCAAAGUGCUCUACGGAUAUGUAACUCCAUCCCUGUUUAAUGCAAUAGUUGCCCCACUGAUGUCCAUGUUCUUGGCAUGGAGGAUGAUGGUGCUGGUUUCUUUCCUGACAAGAACUUGUAUCUUAGCUAAUCCUGUGAAGUUUGAAGUUGUCAAAUUUGGGUGUAUCUGAAGAUCGUAGUGGAGUGGAACGAUCUUGUCAGGCAGCCUCAUCUUGUUCCACGGGAACAUCUGACCAUUAGUGGCUGAAGGAAAGUCUUUAUUUUCCUGGUCACCAAGGCACAAUAUGACCUGAAUCAGCCAUCAACAGUGGACAACAUCAUCUACCAAUACUCCUGGAAGCACAAUCCAUGCAUCCACUGCUCUCUGUGUAAACAAAUUACCUCUGACAUCCCUCCAUUAUUUUCAAACAAUCACCUCAAAAUUGCAUUUCAAUUUCCGCCCUGAAAAAUGUCCUGCAGAGCAGGCAGCAUCCUGGCAAAUCUACUCUGUACCCUUUCUGAAGCUUACACAACCUUACGACAAUGAGACGCCCAGAUUGAACACAAUACUCCAAUUCAGUGCUCAAUGUGAACUAUUUAGCAGCUUUAUCAAUCAAAUAAAUUGCAUGUGACAGAGACAUGUAAACAUUCCACUGCAGGGAAGUACAUUUUGCACUGUAUUUGAGAUACCAUCUUCCCAUUCUAAUCAUCACAGCUACUCCUUUCUUCAAAUCAUGUGUGAAAUGUUUUCCUAGCAAUCAUGAAGUAGAAACCUAAUAUAUAAAAAAAAUCUCUUUGAUUAUAGAAACAUAGAAAACCUACAGCACAAUACAGGCCCUUUGGCCCACAAAUUACAGCCGAAUACGUCCUUACAUUUGAAAUUACUUGGCUUACCUAUAGUCCUCUGUUUUACUAAGCUCCAUGUACCUAUCUAAAAGCCUCUUAUAAGACCCUUUCAUAUCUGCUUCCACCACUGUUGCCGGCAGCCCAUUCCAUGCACUCACCACUCUCUGAGUAAAAAACUUACCCCUGACAUCUCCUCUGUACCUGCUCCUCAGCACCUUAAACCUGUGUCCUCUUGUGGGAACCAUUUCAUCCCUGGGAAAAAGCCUCUGACUAUCCACAUGAUCAAUGCCUCUCAUCAUCUUGUACACAUCUAUCAGGUCACCUCACAUCCUCCGUCGCUCCAUGGAGAAAAGGCCGAGUUCACUCAACCUAUUCUCAUAAGGCAUGCUCCCCAAUCCAGGCAACACCCUUGUAAAUCUCCUCUGCACCCUUUCUAUGGCUUCCACAUCCUUCCUGUAGUGAGGUCACCAGAAUUGAGCACAGUACUCCAAGUGGGGUCUGACCAGGGUCCUAUAUAGCUGCGAUAUUACCUGUCGGCUCCUAAAUUCAAUUCCACCAUUGAUGAAGGCCAAUACACCGUACACCUUCUUAACCACAGAGUCAACCUGCGCAGCUGCUUUGCGUGUCCUAUAGACUCAGACCCCAAGAUCCCUCUGAACCUCCACACUGCCAAGAGUCUUAACAUCGUUAUGUGUGAUGAGAAAAUCAGUUGGAGAUGGAGUCCAGAGUUAACACCCCCCCCCCCCACGAACUAUGCUGCUAACAAGAGAGAGAGAUAAAGCCCACUGGUUAAGUCAGAGAAUAAGCCGGGGACUACCGGAAAGGGGAAGGAGGAGGAAAAGCAGGCUGGAACGAGGUUUCCGAGCUUUAAGUGUUAUAAUUGUGGGAAGGCUGGUCACAUAGCACCAAAAUGCCUAGCUCCGAAGAAAGAGACAGGAAAAGGAAAGACGACAACCCCGACUGGCUGCAUUGAGCCGGUCAACAGACCAAUGAGGAAGGAGAGUUCUGAUAGAGUUCAAGAGGGGCGCAAAAAGUUUAUUUCCGACUGGUUGGUAUCUGUAAAUGAGGGGUCAACCCCAAUUCCAGUGCAGAUCUGGAGAGACACUGGGGCUUGUCAGUCACUGAUCUUAAGGAAGGUGUUAGAAUUCAGUGCUGAGUUCGAGACUGGGGAGGUAAAUGUGAUAAAAGGUAUCGGAAAAGGGACUGAGGCCGUACCUAUUUCUGAAAUUUGACUUGGUAUCCAGACCGGUCACAAUAGGGGUGUGGUCUGAACUACCAAUGGACGACGUGGAUAUCUUACUUGGUAGUGAUCUUACAGGUGGGGAUGUGUACUCAGCAGUGAAGCCUGAAAGUGCCUAGGACCCGCCCAUAGAUUCUAACGUUUAUCCCACCUGUGCAGUAACCCGCAGCAUGUCAAUAAAGGCGGCUGCAACAGGCACAAAUUUAACCGAGUCUAGCGUUGAUUUAGCUGAGACAUUUUUACCAGCCUUGUACCAGGAGGGGUUAAAGGAUGAGAAGAAAGAGGAUAGUGGAGCUAAGGAAAGUAAGGGAGAGGAGGUGGAUUUACCAUUAGCGAGGAGGAACUUACAAAGGAGCAAAGAUGUGAUGAGGAGCUUGUGGCAUUGAAGGAGACAGCUCUCUCUGAAGCAGGAAUUAAGAAGGAACCAAUGGGCUACUAUAUGAAAGAGGGAGUAUUAAUGAGAAAGUGGAGACCGGCUACAGUGCCUGCAGAUGAGGAUUGGGUGAUUGUACACUAGGUGGUAGUUCUGAAGGUUUAUUGGAAUGAAAUUUUGAACCUGGCCCACAAGAUACCCUGAGGUGGACACUUUGGAGUGAGGAAAACAGUAGACAGAGUUAUGAGAGACUUUUACUGGCCAAAUAUGAGGAAGGAUAUUAUCGACUAUUGUAGAAGGUGUCACACGAGUCAGGUGGUAGGAAAGGCGAACCAGGCUAUCCCUAAGGCACCUCUUCAACCGAUACCUGCCUUCAGGGAACCUUUUUCCUGAGUCAUUGUGAAUUUUGUGGGUCCCCUGCCUAGAACUGCGAGUGGGUGGCAGUAUGUGAUGACCAUUAUGUGUGCUGCCACUAGAUUUCCGGAGGCUGUGCCCCUGGGGAACAUUAAAGCUCCCACAGUGGUAACGGCACUCAUAAAAUUUUUCACCACGGUAGGAUUGCCUAGGGAGAUUCAGUCAGAUCAGGGGAGUACCUUCACGUCCCGCACAUUCCAGCAGAUGACGUCUAAGAUGGGAGCUAAACAAAUUUUGGCCUCCGCAUACCAACUGGAAUCUCAAGGGGCAUUGGAAAGAUUCCAUGUGACCUUAAAGACCAUGAUUAAAACUUACUGUCAGGAAAAUACUCGAGACUGGGAUGAUGCAUUGCCACUUCUGCUAUUCGGAGUGAGGAACAUGGUUCAGGAAUCACUGGGGUUCAGCCCAUUCGAGCUCGUUUUCGGUCAUAGGCCCAGGGGACCUCUGACCUUAAAGAGCAAUGUUCGAACCCGACAGUGCACGUCAAUGUAAUUGACGAUGUUUUGAAAUUUCGAGAAAGACUUAGCAGGAUAUGCAACCUUGCCAAGGAAAAUCUACGAGACUCCCAAAUUAAAAUGAAGCAGUGGUAUGAUAGACGAGCAAAGGAACAGAUAUUUCAAGUGGGCGAUAAGGUAUUGGUUCUGCUCCCAUUUGUGACCAACCGCCUACAGGUGAGCUUCCGAGCUCCGUACAAGGUAAUUAAGAAAAUAGACUCUCUGAACUAUGCUCUCGAAACCCCUGAUAGGAGGAAGCCAAGCCAAUUAUACAUGUUAAUAUGCAAAAAGCUUAUCGUGAUUCUAAAGUCACCCCACUCGGUACUGUCACGAAAACAAAUGAGGCUGUAAGGACUGAUAGUGAGGGGCCAGAGCAUCUUGAAAAGAUAAACAUAGUGCCCACCAGACUGGAAAACUCUGUUGUUUUGGCCAACUUUGCAGGUAAGGUCUGUCAGUUGAAGUCUGAACAGAGGGAACAGCUGAUAAGACUAAUCAACGGGCAUGCAGAUUAAUGUCUAGAUGUUCCGAGGCGAUGCAAGGGAACAGUAUAUGAUGUUACUUCAACCCAGCCUAUUAAGCAGCACAUUUAUUGGAUGAAUUUGGAAAAGAGCAAGCUAGUGGAAAAAGAAAUUGAACAUAUACUAGCUGCUGGUAUUAUCAGGAAAUAUUCCUCAGACUGGGCAUCUCCCUGUGUGGUUGUCCCGAAGCCUGAUGGUAGUGUAAGGUUUUGUACAGAUUACAGGAAGGUGAAUGCCAUCACAAAGACUGAUGCUUACCCUAUCCCAGGGGUGGAUGAUUGCAUUGAUAAAGUGGGAAAGGAUAGAUACAUCACCAAGACUGACUUACUG